Molecule: messenger RNA, 1166 nt
Organism: Suillus plorans
Lineage: Eukaryota; Fungi; Basidiomycota; Agaricomycetes; Boletales; Suillaceae
Exons: 15
Coding region: 180-1037 (285 amino acids)
Source: RefSeq, a predicted model, not a curated record
UGAACGUGAAUACUUAGCAGUUUCCCAUGAGAACACUCCACCGGCAGACCCCCAGCUUCAGCCCGGAGUGGCGUACUCAUUACGCCGUUAUCUUGUUCGGUUCCUGACGCAUCUAUAUAAGAGGCAAAAGUAAAUGCCCUCGCGUAGAAGUUCUUUUUCUGCCCCUCCUGCGAGUCUGAAUGCAAACGGAGUAUUCGGCUGGCAACAUCGCAGCGGCGAGGAGUAUUCAAACCUACACGUAUAUAUACACUUCGGCGGCUACAUUCUGGACCUAUGACUAUGCUUGUUCGUUUCACCACGAGUUGGCGUUCCUGACUCAAUCGCGUUGGACCAAAGUAAAAGGCCUUUAUAUCCUUACACGCUAUACGCCUUUCCUCCUCUUCGUUGCACACCUAUAUCUGAACUUCGUCCCGGAUAAUAAUCCCGAUAAAUGUCAAAUGAUCAACAAUAUUUGCUCAUGUUUCAGUCUGAUUUCAGUCAUUUGCUCCGAAUGCUUUUUUAUUAUCAGGACAUAUGCACUCUGGAAUCACAACAAAGUCGUGCUCGCCGCCAUGCUGGCCGGUUUUCUUGCUGUCAUCAUAGCUUCCAUCGGUAUCCUCUUUAGCGCCACUGCCAAUGCACCAUUUGAAACCAGCACGAUCUCGAGCAUCACAGGCUGCUACCAGUCUACAGGCAGUGAUGAGCUCUUCGUGCCGUUUGUUCUCUUGUUUGCUCUCGAACUGGGGCUUAUCUCUCUUACGCUCGUACGCGCUAUACAGAGCUGGCGAACAGCUCGUACCCCUCUGUAUGAUGUCCUGCUGAAGCAUAACAUAUUCUAUUAUGUAUGCGGUCUAUUUUUCUCGAUAGUGAAUGUAUUCACAUCCCUGUUCCUUCGAUACGCGUACAACGCCAUGUUUCAAGAUUUCCAGCUCAUCAUCCUGGCGAUUCUUGCCACGCGCAUGCAUCUCCAUCUCUGGCAUGUCGACCGACAAAUACACGCUUCCGCUCUCAUGCUCAUUCCUCUAACUGAUGUGUCAUCUGUGGGUCGUACGGGGUGAAAUUGGAAUUGGCUUACUUGUUUGUUUGAUGUCGUUCACGGAGUCAAGUUUGGACAAUGCAAAUAGACUAAGGACCCUUCAUGCGCUUGUCACUAUUUCUCUUUUGUUGAGGGGCUUCUCUUGUUAUGA